AUGUUAUUCGAACAUUUACCUGACGAACUUCUCCUCUUUGCCUUUGGUUAUCUACACAAAUUCGAGAUUAUUUACGGAUUUACGAAGCUUAACCAAAGAUUCGACGCAAUUGUCAUACCAUAUUUGUAUGAGAUCGAUCUAGCCAAUAAUCAUCGACCUUACAAUCGUCAUUUUACAUUGUUAUGUCAAUAUAUUCUUCCUUUAAAUGGAAGUCAUGUUAGAUCGGUGAAACUAGCGGGAAAUAAACAAUUACAGCUUUUUCGACCGUACAUUUGUCAAUUGGUUAAUCUAAAAUCAGUGAUUAUUAAAGAUGAACAAACGGAUACUUUCGAUGAACCUGAUGAACUGUAUCGAUUUCUAGGGGAAGUUUUAUUGAUGCCCUCGCUUUCAGAACUUUCUGUUCUCUGUGCUCCAUCGAACAUCUUAAAGACGCUCUCCUCAUUGGCACUAGAGAAACUGACGACUGUAACUCUAUUCUAUUUUCAAGGCUUAUAUCAUUGGGGCCUCAAAAGUGUGACACGAAUGCCUCAAAUCACAUACCUUUCAGUCAAUAUGAACGGCGUCGUAAAUUUAUCGGAGCUCUUGGAAAUAACUCCAAAUGUGGAAUCAUUGCAUUUGUACUUCAGCGAUAUGUAUGAAAGUGAAAUUCAACACACGCAUGUAGAAUUACCCCGAACAUUAAAGGAACUACAAGUAAUCCUUGGACACUACACGACGUAUUCCUCUAUCACAUUUUCAGCAACAAAAGGUUUUUUAUAUAUACUCAGAGGUGAAUUUGAAUCCUUGAUGCUAACUGUUAUCAAUGGAGACAAAGAUUUUGCUGAUUAUAGCAACGUUUACAGUCUCGUAGAAAACUUCGAUCAUCUGCAAACAUUUCAGUAUUAUAUUGAGACCGCAUACACGCCCGAUUCCCGCUUUUCAAACUUCGAACAGCUACCAGAUGCAACUUAUUUAAUCUAUACUUACCCUAAACUGAAUCAAGAUUGUGACAGAGCUCCAUUUAAUCGUAAAUAUUUCCGUUCGGACCUUAAUUCACAGCUGACCAUGCGAUCGCUUUACAAUAGCUCGGAGCUUCGGAUAGGGACAAACUCCCAUGAACGCCGUCCGACAGCGCCCACAAUGAUUUUGCAAAACAAUCCAAGACUAACAAAUUUGAAAAGCAUCGCAUUUGGUUAUGGGAGUAACAAACUGGCACCUGAUGUGUGGCAAUAUGCAUCACAAGUUAUCGCUCUAUCACCUAACUUAUCUGAACUGAAAGUUACUUAUACCAAAAAUUUUGUCAAGAAGAUAUAUGGCACCGUACCGUCGAAACAGUUGAAGCGUAUCACAUAUUUGCUUGUCUGGUUCGAAGAGAAGGAUAGUGAAAAUGGUUUCUAUCCUUCAACGUUUCUGCUUGAUGUAUCGAGAAUGAUGCCAAAUCUAAAAGUUCUCGAACUCAAUAUUGGAUUCGCUGCUAUUGCUGUUUUCGUCACAUCAUCAGUUAAGCUCAUUCAAGAUGCGCGGAAUUAUUUUAAAAAAGUAACCUGUGUGAAAGUGUCAUCGUUCCUACGGACCGCAGAAGAGAAGGAAGCGAUUGAUCGUUACAAGAAAUGUCUACUGGAAGUAGGUGAACGGACCAGAACUUGGUUUUAUUGUCCGAUUAAAACUGAGAGCAGAGAAGUGUCGAAGUAUCGGUGCCUGUAUAUCUGGCUCUAG
Messenger RNA from Adineta ricciae, 1695 nucleotides. The record is from the annotation of a GenBank genome assembly. Lineage: Eukaryota; Metazoa; Rotifera; Eurotatoria; Adinetida; Adinetidae.